UGGAGAGAAACUGAAAAAUAAGACAGUUCUUUGAUCACCUGGCUGGUCUGGAGUAAUUGAGCUGGAUAUGUUAUUUUUUUUUUUUUUCAAGGCGACUGAACUAACGUAAAAACCAGUCAUGAAUGACAGCAAUGUAAUAUUUGCUGUUGGUUUGGCUGUUGGAAUUUUGUUUCUUUCAUUUUGAUUCUCUGUUUGUUAGUGUUAUCAUCUUAUAAAACAGCUUUUAGUUGUCUCUCUUUGUGUUUUAUUUCAGCACCUGCCAGUUAAGAAGCAGCACAACCUUGGGUUCUGUAUUUCUAGCAGAGAGGCCUCAACUGUUCAGCAGAUAGCUUCUCUCCUGUAUCAUCCUACUCUGGUAUCUCCUAGAAUAUUCUUUGGCUUCAGGAACAGAGAGCCUUUAGGGAACGAUUCCUAAAAGUGCAGGUGGGCUAGCCAUGAGAGGGUACCUUGUGGCCAUAUUCCUGAGUGCUGUCUUCCUCUACUAUGUGCUGCAUUGUAUAUUGUGGGGAACAAAUACCUAUUGGGUGCCACCUGUGGAAAUGAAGCAGCGAAACAAGAUCCAGCCUUGUUUAUCAAAGCCAGCAUUUGCCUCCCUCCUGAGGUGUCCUCAGUUUCACCCUUUUCUGUGUGCAUCUGAUUUUAAAAAGAUUGCUUCCUUACAUGGUAGUGAUAAGUUUGAUUUGCCCUAUGGGAUAAAAACAACAGCGGAAUAUUUUCGACUUGCUCUUUCAAAACUGCAGAGUUGUGAUCUCUUUGAUGAGUAUGACAAUGUGCCGUGUAAAAAGUGUGUGGUGGUUGGUAAUGGAGGGGUUUUGAAGAACAAGACAUUAGGAGAAAAAAUAGACUCCUAUGAUGUAAUUAUAAGAAUGAAUAAUGGUCCUGUUUUAGGGCAUGAAGAGGAAGUUGGGAGAAGGACAACCUUCAGACUAUUUUAUCCAGAAUCUGUUUUUUCAGAUCUCAAUCACAAUGAUCCCAACACCACAGCGAUUCUUGUUGCUUUUAAGCCACUUGAUUUAAAGUGGCUGAUGGAAUUGUUGGCAGGUGGAAAAAUAAAUACCAAUGGUUUUUGGAAGAAACCAGCCUUAAACUUAAUCUAUAAGCCAUAUCAAAUCAGAAUAUUAGAUCCUUUCAUUAUCAGGACAGCUGCUUAUGAACUGCUUCAUUUUCCAAAAACAUUUCCCAAAAAUCAGAAACCCAAACACCCAACAACAGGGAUUAUUGCCAUCACACUGGCGUUUCACAUAUGUCAUGAAGUUCACCUAGCUGGUUUUAAGUACAACUUCUCUGACCUCAAGAGCCCUUUGCACUACUAUGGGAAUGCCACCAUGUCUUUGAUGAAUAAGAAUGCAUAUCACAAUGUGACAGCAGAACAGCUUUUUUUGAAGGACAUUAUAGAAAAAAACUUUGUAAUCAACUUGACUCAAGAUUGACCAUAUGAACUCAGAUGGUAACAGUAUUGGUUUUAUUUUUGUACUGCAAUCUUUAGUUUAUUUUUGAAUAUGUUGAACUCAUAAAAUAAUUAUGUACAUUGUCUGUUGCUGCCUGGUGAUUUAUAACCACCAGCUUAAUCUCUGUGAAUUUAUUUAUGAAAACCAAGAAAUAGUUAAGAUAUCAGGGAAGUUUUGCUUGUGUUGUGUUUUUAACAUAAGCUAGUUUUUUGGAGGUGUUUAAAAUUGUCUUUUUAUAGUUUCUUUAUUGUAGGUGUCGGAGAUGUAGUUUACCAUGUUUGACUGUAAUGUGUCACUUUGAGAGGAAUGUUUGUCUACUGUUAUAGCUGGCAGAUGAGAAAUUGGCAAGUGAUUUUGUGUUAAUGUAGCCACUCACUUGUGGAUCUUAAGUUUAUAGUGGUUUAAUUAUGCUUUUACCUCCUGCAAUUAAUUAAAGUCAUUAGAAUGAGUAAUAAUUUGGUAGCUAGGAAAGAUGGUAUACAUUACAGUUUUCUUUUUAAGUUAAAGAAAAUAGGCCAAACAUGAGAUUCUGGAUGUCAAUGAAUUACUUAAUGGCUUUGCAUUACUUUAAUAAAGCUUUCCUUGACACAAAUAAGGAAAAGAAACUUCAAGGAAAGAAAUUUUAAAGGAUUAUUAGAUCUUUUUUGUUUUGCUUUGUUUUUUUGACAGUCCCAUGUGCUCCAGGCUGGCCUUGAGUUGGUGAUCAUUUGCCUGGCUCUUGAGUACUGAGGUUUCUGGCAUGUGAUUACACGUUUGACUUAAAUUUUUUCCCUUGGCUUAAUUUAUUCAUUAAAUUUUGAGUUUCUAUUUGAAUUGGGAAAUAUACAGUCUUAAAAAAUCAAGAUAUUUCUUGACUUCUUAAUUUAAAAACCCCCAAAUCCAACAUUAAAUUUAAUCUUCAAAUGAAAAGUUUACCUGGCUGUUUUAGGGGCACCAGAGAAGGAUAUCAUGAAAUGCAAACUGGCUACUGCCCUUUCUGCAAGUUAAUACAACCAAAAGCUAUUUUGGAGAGAGAGAAUAACAGGUGAAGAAAUCAAAUAGUAAAUGUUAUGAGGAUGGAAUUGAAAGGUGUCAGUAGACUUUCAAACAAUUAAUAUGUGGUUAACACAGGUGUUAGUGACAACCAGGGUCAGUAAAGGAGUAAGUGGAACUCUUUUAAGCAGCCUGUAAUGCAGAGAAAAAAUAGUUGACUAAACAAACCUGAUGUUAGUUAUAUGGACUUAGUUCUGCUGACAAUGCAUGCUCAUUCAGUACUCUGGUUUCAUUUGGUUUUCCUAAUAACUGCAAUGGAAAGGUUGAAGACUGAAAUGCACAUGUGUUCAGAUGUGUUGAGGAUAUUUUCCUCACAUCACAAAGCCAAGGCUUGUACUUACUGCUUAAAUUGAGUUUGAUAUGAGGUAAAAAUCAGGCUUCAAAAUGGAGGUGGGGGGGCGGAAUAUUAAAGCAAAAUGCCAAUAGCAUUUUCAAAUGUUGCUAUUAGCACUAUAAUACUAAACAUAAAAUUAUGAUGUUAAAACUGAGAAAUAUGGCAAUUUAUAUAAUAUGGCAACCUACAAACAUCAGUCAUUUUAUUUAAGUCAAAUAAUUUCAGCAAGACAUAUUUAUAUAUAUAUAUACUAUACAAUUUAUUAAAAACAUGAACACAUUAAAAUCUCACUAUUUAUACAGUCUAAAUUCUAGCAACAUAUACAAAUACUGAGUGACUACAGUACAUGCCGAGGUAAGAAAAAAUACAUUCUGGGAGAAUCCUGCAGACACCCAACCGUUUUUACUUCCAUUAUGUAUUUCAAUACAUGUUUCCUUGCUACCUUUCCCUGUGCCAAAAAAAGGAGAAAAAAAGAAAAAGAAACUAGUCACAAGUUGGAUUAAAUGAGAAUUGGUGCCAGAGUUGAUGGAAAAGAUAAAUAACCAUCCAACUCUGUAAAUUUCGCACUUUAGGGACUUACAAAUUCAGAGUCAUUAUUAUUAUUAUUACUGUUAUUUUCUUUUUAAGGCAGCACUUCAUCAGUUCUCUUAAGAGGGUUUGAAAACCGUUCAAUGUCCCACAUAAUCUGUUCGUUCUUAUCAGCUGUCACAUCUGCCAGUGUUUGCACAGCCCUUUGCUCUCCAAGGGACAAGACAUAGAAGGUCAACUUUAUUUAUCACUGUCUACAGCUUUGUGGACACAUCCAUGUUUAGAUGAGCUCAUAUUCUGCUUUCUCCUCUCUGAGUAUCAUAAUUUUAAUUCUUCUGUACUUGAACCGGUUUUUUGUUUUGUUUUCAUCAGUGAAUAAACCCAUUUGUUCAAUGCAAAGUGCAAAUAGUGAAUUUGAACUUCCAUAACUGGGCUAGAUCUGGUGCAUGCAACUGGAUCUAUUUAGAUUUACAGAAUUUAAUAAAAUAACAAACCAGAACUCACAGUAAGGAUCAAGUAACAGCCAAGCCUAUAAUUUUAUGAAACCCACAAUGGUCACACUUGCCACAUCAUUGUUGGCUUCUGUUUCUAAAACUGUAUUGUUAGGGAAAAUUUACUCCAAUAAACCAUGGUAACUUGAGUUAAUUAUUCCAUAUGAAGAGUAAAAAUCAAGGAAAUUUUGUCAAAUGAUUACUUUCACAUUCUCAGUUGUUACUUGAUUGUCUCCAAUGCUAUAUAUUUCAAACAAAUAAUGUACUAAAAAACAAAAAUUUAAGAAAACAAUAUCCUUAUAUGAAAA
Messenger RNA from Dipodomys ordii (Ord's kangaroo rat), 4141 nucleotides. It is a transcript of the gene St3gal6, whose product is annotated as ST3 beta-galactoside alpha-2,3-sialyltransferase 6. The record is from RefSeq and is a predicted model, not a curated record. Lineage: Eukaryota; Metazoa; Chordata; Mammalia; Rodentia; Heteromyidae. Gene Ontology annotation, biological process: glycolipid biosynthetic process. The transcript has 11 exons. Bases 435 to 1430 code for a protein of 331 amino acids. Gene Ontology annotation, molecular function: beta-galactoside alpha-2,3-sialyltransferase activity.